Messenger RNA from Oryza brachyantha (malo sina), 2157 nucleotides. RefSeq lists its product as uncharacterized. Bases 1 to 2157 code for a protein of 718 amino acids. The transcript has a single exon. The record is from RefSeq and is a predicted model, not a curated record. Lineage: Eukaryota; Viridiplantae; Streptophyta; Magnoliopsida; Poales; Poaceae.
AUGGAGCUCGCGCUGCGUAUGUCCGUCCGGAACGCGACUCGCGCCGCCACGACGUGGGCGGCCAGCCCGGUGGGCCGACUCGUCCGCAUCGAGGUCCUCGUCACGAUCAGCUGCUGCCUGCUCGCCGUGCUGGUCCUCCUCGGCUCCGGCCGCCGCGCCACCCGCAGCGGCGCGUUCCGUCUCGCCGUCUGGUGCGCGCUGAUGCUGAGCUACCCGGCCAUCUCCUACACGAUCGGGCUCAUGCAGUCAGCGUUCGUACGCAACGAGCUCAUCGUCGUCUGGGGCUGCUUCCUCCUCCUCCUCCUCGGUUGCGCCGACGGCAUAGCCGCCUACAGCCUCAACGACUCCGACCAGCAAGCCCGCACCAUCCUCAACCAGAUACUGCAGCUCGUCUAUGUCCUCUUCCUCCUUGUCUCUUACGUUGGCGCUCUGCCACUCCAGCUGAAAGUUCUCCUCUUGUUGCUCUGGGCGUUGAGCGCCAUCAAGCUCGGGAUGCGCGUCCGGAGCUUUCUCUCGGCCGGCCGUGACAGCGUCCUCACCGUCGAGAACAAGCUCAUCGCCGACUACAUGUCGCGAGAGCACGUGUACAGCGGCCGGAACUACGACGCGUCCACCAUGAAAGGCUACAAGUACGUGGUCGUCGGCGAGGCCGACCAGAAGGACGGCAACGGAGACUACCACCCGAUCGACCAAUCGAAUCUUGAUAGGACUAUUGUCACUCUAGAGAAGGUAUGGGAGUGCCAGGGGAGGCUCUUGAGCUCGAACAGCGACGAAGCAGCGGCGAGCAGGCUCAAGGACCUGUGCCUUUCCUUCGCCAUGUUCAAGCUUCUCCGGCGCCGCCUCGGCGGGUACCCGCUCAGCGAGGCGUCCUUCAACAAGACGCGCGACUUCGUCAAGGUUGGCCUCCUCGCCGCCGCCGACGGCCACGAGAGGAUGUACCGCGUCAUCGAGGUCGAGCUAGGCUUCCUCUUCGAUUUCUACUACGCAAGGUACCGGUCGCCCAGGGAGACGCUCAUUCCGGACACGAUUCUCUUCGCGGCCGUCUUGGUGGCAAGCCUGUGCACGCUGUUCUCGCCGGCGGUGCUCAGCCACCGCGCCCGUGGCAACUCCGUCGCCACCGGAUUCGACAUUUGGCUGACAAGAAUAGUGAUCGCGUUGUUCGUGAUGCUGGAAUCCUUCCAGUACCUGACGCUGGUGUUCUCCGACUGGCACAAGGUGAAGAUGCUGUGCCGCUACGUCCGGGAGCCGUCGUGGUGGCAGACGCACCCAGGCUUGGAGCGAGCGCUAAAGCUCAUGUGCCGCGUCAGGCUGAUACGCUACUGGAACAACUCCGUCGGGCAGUACUCGCUCCUGGUCGCGUGCCUGCCCACCGCCGGCGGCGUCCGGUGCCUGCCGCUUCCCAAGCCGAUGGCGCGGUUCCUGGUUCAGAGCAGGAUGACGCAUCACCGCAAGCUCCCCGAGGAGGUGAAGCACGCAGUCUACCUGUUCCUGCGCAGUGGGCUGGCCCGAGUCUGUCACGGCGAGCACGCGUUGGAGAAGAAUGGCGCGCCGGGCGUCCUCUACCCGCGGCCCAUCCGUCAGCAGGAGAGGAGCGCCGUGCAGCUCAUCCUCAUCUGGCACAUCGCCACCGAGCUCUACGACUCCAAGUCGCAGCGCGCGGCGCCUCCUCCUGCUGAUAGAAGCGUCAGGCAGGACCAUCUCGUGGCAACCACGCUGUCCUCCUACUGUGCCUACCUGGUGUCGUCGGCGCCGGAGCUGCUGCCGGAGCACAGCUACGACACGCAGCUCCUGUUGGAAGGCGUGCAGCGUAGGGCGCGUGAAUCGCUUCAAGGUUGCCGGUCCAGGGAUGAUAUGUACGACAAGCUGCCGGCAGUGCCGGAUUCCCAUCCCAUCGACGGCCACAAGGACAUCUUGGUCGAAGGCAGAAGGCUCUGCGAAGAACUGCACAAGAUGCCGGCGACGAUGAAGAAGUGGAAGUUGCUUGCCGAGCUCUGGGUAGAGCUGCUUCUCUCUGUGGCUCCGUCGGACAACGCCGCCGGUCACGUCAAGAUGCUAGCCAACGGAGGCGAGCUCAUCACGCACCUCUGGGCGCUGUUGACUCACGCUGGAGUUGUGGAGAAGAGGGUCGGAAUUCAAAAUACUUCUUACCCUGUCUAA